Molecule: messenger RNA, 13915 nt
Organism: Ectocarpus siliculosus
Lineage: Eukaryota; Phaeophyceae; Ectocarpales; Ectocarpaceae
Source: the annotation of a GenBank genome assembly
AUGUCCCUUUUCUCUCUAUCCCUGGGGUCAUUGAGCUUGCGCGAAUGUUUGGUAGCGUCUCACCGCUUUAGAAUCAUCCACCUCUUUUUUUUUCCCCGUGCAAACCGCCCGCCCCCCCUUCUUUUCACCUCCAACUCUCGCUUCCUGCCGCCGUCCGUCCGUGGAACGUCCAUUACCAUCGACCUGCCGUCCGGGUUACCGGACACGAAGACGGCGACCCUAGAAGCUCGCGCCGCCGAGGCUGCCACGGAAGCAAGAGCAAGAGAAGAACACAUCCUCGCAGCCAAGGCCACACUCGAGCAGCACCUUCAAGCCCGCGAAGCGGAGGCGGACAGACGAGCCGCCGAGCUGGCGUCCGAAAAGGCAGCGCUGGAAGCCGCCGCCGACGCCCAGGGGCACCAGAGCGAGCGCCUCCUGGAAACCCUUCGGCGGGAGGCGUCCACCUCCGGAGAGCGGCUCGCGGCGGCGACGUCUGACCUUGCGGCCGCCGAGGUCCUCGUCGACGCCCUCCGGGGUAAGCUCGCCGCCGCCGACGGCCGCGCGGCAGAACUCCUGGCCUCCGCCGAGGCCGACCGCACUGACUCGGAGGCGUCCCGGGAGGCCGAGGCGGGGGCCGCCGCCCUGGCGGAGAGGCUCGGGCGCGCGGCGGCGGCGGCUAACGCGGCUGCCGCGGAGGCGGGUCGGGAGCGGGAUGAGGCCCGGGACGAGCUGCGGGCGGCCGUGGAGGCGUGCGAGGCUCUGGAGGGGGAGCUUGGAGCGGAGCGGGAGGGCCGAGUGGAGGCGUCCGGGAGGGUGGCGGAGCUUGAGGCGGAACUGGCGGACGCCGGGGGCAGGGCGGAGGAGGAGGCCCAGGCAGCGGCAUCCGAAGCAGAGGCUGCCGCCCGCGCGAACGCUGAAGCAGCAGCGGCGGCGGCGGCGGCGGCGGCUGCGGCCGCGAGAGAGAGAGAAGAGGAGCUCACCCACCGCCUGGACGGAGCCCUCCACGCCCUCGACGAGGCUGAGAUGCGCCUGGUUGAGAUGCGGCAGUGGGAGGAGGCAGAGGCGGCGUGGGCAAGAGAUAGGGAGGCGUCGAGGAGGAGGGAGGAGGGGCUCGGGGCGGCGAGGGAGGAUGCGGAGGCGGCGAGGGAACGGGCGGAGGUACGGGCGGAGGAGGCGGUGUCGGAGCUGAGGAAGCGGGACGGCGAGAAACAGGCUAUCGACCUGCGGCUCCGUGAGGCGGAGAGAGAGCUCGCCGCGGCGCGGCGGCUGCUUCGCGAGGCCGGUGCGGAGCGUGAGCUCUUGCACGGCAGGCUGGAGGAGGGUCGCCAGGAGAUGGAAGAGUGGCUCCAAGGUUGCGCUCAGGAGGAGGGAGGGCUACCGGGGCACCCGCAGUACUUGGCGGGCAUCGCCAAGGGCAGGGAGGCCCUCCUGCAGGAGCGGGAGCUGAGGGAGGCCGCAGAGUCUCUCCACGCGCAGCUCAGGGCCGCCAUGGACGAGCAGCUGGAGCUCGAUGCCGAAGCCCUGGAACGGAUGGACGGGUUGACCCGACAGGCCAGGAAGGAGCAAGAGGGAAUCACACGCGAAAAGGACCGGCUGCAGGGUUGCGUGGUAGAGCUUGAGCGAGGCAAGAGAGAGACCGAGGGCGCCCUGUCUGUCGCCCAGGAAGAGCUCGAAGAGGCCUGUCGAGACCUCGAGGACGCCUCCCGCCGCCUCGCCCGCUCCCGCCGCGACCACGGGGCCGCCACGGAACGCCUCGAGGAAACCCGCCAGGCGCUGGCGGCGGCGAGGGCGAAGCUGGCGGAGGCCGAGCGGGCGCUGAGCAAGACAACCGAGGAGCUGGUGGCUACCACGGAGGAGCUCGAGUCGACGAGGAGGGAGCUGGGAGGGGCGGAAGAGGAGCUGGUGGUCCUCCGGGAGGAGCUCCACGCCGCCGCCGCGGUGGGGGGGGAGGGUGGUGGCCACGCUGCCGCCAACGACGACGACGUUGACGACGAGAGCCUUGCGGGUUCUGGACGGAAGCAGCAGCGCACCCUGGCGGCAGGCGAGGGGCCGGCUGCUGCUGCUGCUGCGGUGGCGGGCGUUGGCCGCCCUGAGCAACCCGAGCAGAGGUUGCCGCAGGAGGUGGGGGGCACGCUAGUGGGCGCGGUGGAGCGGGCGUUGCUCGUGGAGGCGGCGUCCGAAGCCCGGGCGGAGGUCGAGGCACUGCGCGGCAAGGUCCGCGGGCUGGAGCUCGAGGCGGCGGAAUCGCGGCGUAGCCUCGCCGAAGCCAACCGUCAGCUCGCUUCCCUGGUUGCGGUGGCUCGAGCGGAGGGCGGUGGGGAACGGGCGACGGUGGCGGGUUCUAGCGGGACCGAGGAGGCGGUGCAGCUGCCGCUGCGGCAGGGCGGUAACCUGUCGGAUGGCGGCGAAACGGGCGAGGUUCGGGAGCUCCGGCGGCAGGUGGAGCGGGCCGAUCGGCUCAGAAACGCCUCCGAGGAUAAGGCGGCGAGCCUCCUGCGGAGGCUGGCCCAGGUCAAGGCGGAAGCGGACCUUGUUGUGCUUGAGGCCGAGCGCGCAGAGGAGCUUAAGGAGGUCUUCAACGACGACCCGGGGGUGCGUAGCCGGGUUGAGCAGGAGCUGAGGAGGGCGAUGGGGUCGAAGGACCGCCUAGAGGAGCGACUCGCCUGCUCGGAAGCAGCUCUCGUCGUAGCGGAGGAAAAGUUGGCUGCGGAGAGGGCCGAGCACGCCGAUGCUCUGGUGGAAACCAAGCAGUCCCUCGAUCGGGAGCUCAGGGAGCAGCGGGAGGCCGCACAGGCCGAGGCUACUUGUCUCGAGUCGAGGGCAUCGCAGGCAGAGGGUACGUCGGAGGAGUUGCGAGAGCGGCUAGAAGAGGCCCUGCGGCAAGCGGAGAGCGCGGAGGCCGACACGGAGACCGCCAAAUCGUCGGUUGCUGAGGCUCAGGCGGCGCUCGAGGAGUCGAAGGAGAACUUGCGGUCGUCUGAGGCGGAACGCUCGGCCUUGUCCCGGAGGAAGGAGUUGCUGGAGAGCAAGGUGGCUGAGCUGGAGGAACAAGUGGGCGAGGAAUCCGGCCUCGAACUCCGCGCCGCCGGCGAGACCUCGCAACGCCUCCACCUGGAGGGCCUCCUCGAAGAGUCCCGCGCCCAUGCCGACCGCUCCGCCGCCGCCGCGGCCGCAGCCGCCCUAGCUGAGCGGGAGGCCGGGAACCGCCUGGGCCGGGAGCUCCGGCUUCGCGAGACCGCCGAGGCUGCCGCCGCCGCGGCAGAAGAGCGGGCUGUGGAGUCCGGGACCGUCAUCGCCGGGCUUCGGGAGGAGGCCGCCGAGCUGGGAGUUCGGGUGAGGGAGGCGUGCGAGCGAGAGGAAGGGCUGCGGGGUCUCCUGGAGACGGCGAAGGCGGGGGGAGCAGCCGCGCGGGCGGAGGCGGAGGCGGCGAGGCAGGAGCUGGUGGCGGCGAGGGGGGAGCUGGUGGAGGGGAGGAGGCGCGCCGAGGACGCGGAGGCUAGUGUCAGGGAGCUGCAGGCUAAGGCUUCUUCUCUCGAGCGAGAGGCCGCGGGUGCUAGGGAGCGGGAGGAGCUAGCUCGGGAAGAGCUGUCCGCUGCACGAGCCAAGACCGCCGAGGCGGAAGACGCGGUGAGGCUCGCUUCCAGGGAGGCCGAAGACAACGAACGGUCGUUGCAGACUCAGUUGCAGGCGAGCGAGACCCAUGUCGCCGAGCUGGAAGCGAGAGCCUCCUCCCUCGCCGCCGCGAACGCCCGCCUGCACCGGUCCCACGACGCCCUCCUCGCCGACGCCUUCCACGCGGAGGACCUCCUGUGCGCCGCGGCGGAGAGGGUGCGGCGCUCAAGAGGAGCCGUGUUCCCAGUCGCCGCAACCCCCGCCGCCGCCGCCGCCGCCGCCGCCGCUCCCCCGCUCGUGGGGCGGAGGACAGGGGGACGACCAGGAGACUUGCUGCCAGAAGCGCCGGCUCUCGGGGAGGAGGGAGUCGGGUCCCCCGGUUCGGUGUCCGCCUCCCAGGCGGAUGAUGAUGGAAACCCGAGCGGAGGAGGCGUUGUCGACGGCUCCGCGGGCGUCGCCGGGGGUGCCCAGGACGGCCUUCCGCCUCCCCGAACUUUGUUCCCGGAGGGCUCCGGUAUCGGCAGCGGCGACGGCGGUGGCGGCAGCGGUGUCGGGCGCAGUGCCGAGUUCGCCGGCGGCGGGGGCGAGUGGCGGCUCGGGGAGCGGGGGCCCAAUCGUCCUCGGGUGCAGUCGUAUUCGCACCCGUUGUCGGCCUCUGUUCCACGGCUGCUGCGGCGUGGCGACGGCAUGCUGAGGUCCUCUGUGCCGCAGAGGGGGGCGUGGGAGGAAGAGGAGGUGGGUGGGUGGGAGGCGGGGGAGCGGGGAAGGGAUCUCGUGGCGGUGUCGGCGGCGGCGAUGGACGUGCUGAGGGAGCUGGAGCGCAUGCAUGCGGCCGCGUGGGAGCGGGAGCAGGCCGAGCGGACUCUGCUGGCAAGGCUGGAGGAUCAGGCUGACGGUCUGAGAAUCGCAGACGAGGCCAGGGAGACCCACGAGGGGGCGGCGCGCGCGGCGGUGGCGGAGGCGGAUCGUCUGAUGGUCAAGAUCGAAGGCCUAGAGAAAGAGAACAGGGCGAACGCCGAACAGCUCGCCCAAGAGCAGGCCGCGGCGACGGAGCUGAGAAGACGUGUAGACGCCGCAGAACCGCUCGUCGAGGAGCUCAGGGCUAAGGGCGCGGAGGCAAGCGCGACGGCGGAGAGCUUGCGGGACAAGCUCAACGCCUCCGUCACCAAAGCGGAAGCCCUAGCGGCGGAGCUUCACGAGAGCCAGAAGGCGGUGGCCGCUAGGGACGAGCUCUUGAGGGAGGAGAGGGAGGCCGCGGGCGAGCUGAGGGAGCGCCUGGCUAGGGCCAGGGGCGAGGGCGAGGGGGAGGCCAGGCGCGCGGCCGAGGCGGAGGCGCUCGCCGCGUCCCAGGGAGUGGCUGUCACCCGUCUUCGUGAAGAACUGGAAACCAGCAACGCAAGGGUCGAAGACGCCCUCGAGGCGUUGGAGGAGAGCCGUGCUAGUGCCGCCGACAAGGCCCACGAUGAGACGCUGCUGAAGGAGGAAGGGGACGACCUCCGCUCGCGGCUGAGAGAUCUCGAAGGCUCUCUGAGGGAACAGUCCGCGCGCACGGCUACCCUGGAAGACAGCCGCGCCACCCAGGAACGCCUCCUGAGGGACAAGGAGGAAACCCUGGAGACCGUGUACGGCGAGGCGGAAAGCCUGCGCCGGCGGCUGGACGCGGAGUCGAGCAGGUUCGCGGAGGCGCGGGAGGCGUUUGCGGCGGAGGCGGCAGCGGCGGCGGCGGCGGCGGCGGCGAGCGCGGAGGAGGCUCGGGCCGAGGCGGCCAGGGCCGGGGCGGUCGAGUCUCAGGAAGCGUCGGCCCGGCUCGGGCACGCCACCGCGGAGAUCGAAACCCUUAAGGAGAGCCUCGCGGAGGCCGUCGCCGCGUCGAGGAGGGAGCGGGAGCAAGGGGAGGAGCUCGCCGUAACGGUGGCCACGCUGGAAUCGCAGCUCGAAGCCGCUUGGCGCGGGAAGGCGGACACGGAGGCAAGACUCGAGGAGGCGGAACAAGGCCGGGAGGGGCUGUCGAGAGACUGCGCCGCCCUCCGAGCGCUGGGAGAGGGGCUCGAGGCGGACAAGUCCGCACUGCUGGGGAAGGUUUCUGCGCUAGAAGCGCAGUCGGAAGAAGAGCGUGCCAGGUCCGAGACCCUCCGAGCGUCUCUCGACACCACGGCUGCGGAGGCGUCUUCCGCGCGGGAAGCGCUGGCGGAGGCGAGGGCAGGGGUUGCCCUCACGAGGGAGGCGUUGAACCAGGCACAGUCAUCCCUGGACGCGGAACGCGCGAGCUUGGCGUCCGCGAGGGAUGACCUCGCGACCACCCGAGAACGCCUCCGCCGUUCCCAGGAAGACGACCUCGCCUCGGCCUCCGAAGGACUCCGGCUCGCGACCUGUGACCUCGACGCCGCCCGCCUGGAGGUGGCGGCCCUGACGGCCUCUAGAGACGCCCUGGAAGCCCGGCUGUCGGAGGAGCGGGAGAGGCGUCGCGAGGCCGACGCGGCGGCGGAAGACGGGCUCAACGCCUCCGUCGCCGAAGCGGAGACCCUGGCGGCGGAGCUGCACGAGAGCGAGAAGGCGGUGGCCGAGAGGGACGAGCUCUUGAGGGAGGCCAGAGAGGCAGCCGAAGCGGCACGAACGGCUGCUGAUGAGGCCAAGAGAGACGUGGUGCAGAGAGCGACGGAGGUGGCAGAGAGAGAGGCUGAGGUGGACAGGCUGGACGCCGCGAUGGUGGAGACGGCAACGCGGGCGCGCGAAGCCGAGGAGGACGCAGCGGGGCAGAUAGAAAUCUUGCGAGGAAAGCUGGACGCCUCCGUCGCCGAAGUGGAAACCCUGGCGGCGGAGCUGCACGAGAGCAAGCAGGCGGUGGCCGAGAAAAGCGAUCUGUUGACGGAGGCGAGAGAGGCUGCCGAAGCGGCUCGAGCGGCUGCAGAAGAGGCCAAGAGAGAUGCGGCAAGGAGAGCGACAGAGGCGGCAGAGAGAGCGGCUGAGGCGGACAGGCUGGAAGCCGCCCUGGCGGAGAGGACGUUGCAGGCGCUGGUAGCCGAGGAAGAGGCCGCGCGGCAACUGGAACUUUUGCGAGAAAAGCUGGACGCCUCCGUCGCCGAAGUGGAAACCCUGGCGGCGGAGCUGCACGAGAGUAAGCAGGCGGCAGCUGAGAAUAGCGAUCUGUUGAGGGAAGCGAGAGAGGCCGCCGAAGCGACUCGAACGGCUGCUGAAGAGGCCGAGAGAGAUGCAGUAAGGAGAGUGACAGAGGCGGCCGAGAGAGCGGCCGAGGCGGCCGAGAAAGCGGCGACGGACAAGCUGGAAGCCGCGCUGGCGGAGAGAACGUCGCGGGCGCUCGAAGCCGAGGAAGACGCCGCGCGGCAUCUGGAAAUCUUGCGAGGACAGCUGGACGCCUCUGUCGCCGAAGCAGAAACCCUGGCGGUGGAGCUGCGCGAGAGUAAGCAGGCCGUGGCCGAGAGAAGCGAUCUGUUGACAGAGGCGAGAGAGACUGCCGAGGCGGCUCGAGCGGCUGGAGAAGAGGCCGAGAGAGAUGCGGCAAGGAGAGCGACAGAGGCGGCAGAGAGAGCAACCGAGGCGGCUGAGAGAGCGGCGACGGACAGGCUGGAAGCCGCACUGGCGGAGAGGACGGCGAGGGCAGUCGAAGCCGAGGAAGACGCAGCGAGGCAACUGGAAAUCUUGCGAGAGAAGCUCAACGCCUCCGUCGCCGAAGUGGAAACCCUUGCGGCGGAGCUGCACGAGAGCCAGAAGGCGGUGGCCGAGAAGAACGACAUGUUGAGGGAGGCGAGAGAGGCUGCCGAUGAGGCUGCAAGAGACGCCGUAAGGCGAGCGACGGAAGCCGCGGAGAGAGCGACAGAGGCGGUCGAGAGAGCGGCGACGGACAGGCUGGACGCCGCGAUGGAGGAGAAGAUGGGACAGGAGCUCGAAGCCGAGGAGGAAGCCUCGCGGCAGCUGGGCGAGGCGUUGUCGCUGUCGGAAGAAGCGGUGGCAGGGAAGAAGACGGCGGAGGUGAAGCUGGCAGAGGCGGUAGAAGAGCUGGAAGGCGUGAAGGGAGACUUGGCAGAGUCGGAGGAGAAGAGAGCUGCCGCAGCGAGGGAGACGGAGGGGGUACGAGAACGGCUAGCAGCUGCCGGCGACGAAAAGGCGAGGGAGCUGCAGGAGCUCCACGAGCGGCUUGGCGCGGCGGUGGCAGAGAGGGCGGCGGUGGUGAAAGAACUGGAGGAUGUCCGGGAGCGACUUGCCGUUGCCGGUGAGGAGAGGGCAGCGGCGACCGCGAGGGAGUUGCAGGAGCUCAACGGUCAGCUUGACGCGGCGGUGGCAGAGAGGGCAGAGGCUGCAAAGGAGCUCGAGGAUGUCCGGGAGCGGCUCGCCGCAGCGGUGGAGGGAUCGCGAGAUGCCAACGAGCGCCUCACCGUUGCAAUGGCGGAAAAAGCGGCGGCGGUGUUGGUUUUGGAGAGGCUGGGAGUGCUGGAAGAGGAGAGGACGGCGGCGGCGAGGGAGUCGCAGGAUGCCGCCGGCGAACGGCUCGCCGCGGCCCGGGAGGCGGCAGCGUCGGCGCGAGAGUCACAAGAGGCGGCCUCGAGGGAGUCCGGGACGCUGAGGGAGUGCCUCGGUCGAGCUGAGGAGGGGCGGGCGGCGGCGGAGUCACUGGUCGCGGUCGCUAACGAGCGGGCGGAGGCGCUGGCGGCGACCCUUGAGGCGAUGGAGAAGCAGGCCCGGGCUCAGCAGAGCCUGAACGACCGAGUCUCCAACGAGGAGAGCGCCCUCCGGCUGGGUCUCGCCAACUCGGAGCAGAACGUCGAGGCCCUGACCUCGCGGGUGUCCGGCCUCCAGCGGACCGUCGAGUCCCAGUGCGCCGCCCUCCAGCGCUCCGAGGCCUACCUCUCGACCGGCCGCGAGGAAGCACGGACGUUGGCGGCAUCCCUGGACGCGGCGACCGCCCGGGGGGACGCCCUCGAGUCCGACCUCGCCGCCCUCCGCGCGCUCACGGGGGCCGCCACCGGGGAGUUGCGGGAGGAGGUGGCGUUGCUCCGGGCGCAGGUCGACGGGGCCGAGAGGACCGCGGCCGAGCUGAAGGCGGAGGCGGAGGCGGCGACCGCCGCGGCGGCGGCGGCCAGGGCAGCGGCCGACGAGGCGAGACAGCAGGAGACAGCGGAUGCGCUCUCUGUGCCUAGUCGCCGGGGUGCUGGUGCUGUCGAGCGCCUAGUUGACGGCAGCAGCAAUCCCGCUCGGACCGGGGAAGGCGACGGCAACGACGAGGACAUCUGCCUCUCGCGCCCCUCCGUCCACAACACCCGCCUGCGGUCCCUUGGCCUGGAGCUGGAGUCCGUCGGCCUUUUCGCGAGGGAGGCCGUGGCGUUCGCCGUGCGUGUCAGCGGCUGGGCCCACCCUUCUCCCCCCCCUACCGGAGGAAGGGACGGGGGCGGCGACGGCGACGAAGGCGAUGAAGCCGUGCUCGGAGGACGAGACGCCGGUGUCGGCAGAGCAGUUCUCCCGGAAGCGGAAGAGAGGGAGGAGGAGGGGUCGAAGGCCGACUUCGUGGGGGGAGGGGGAACGCAACACGAUGAUGAUGAUGAUGAUUAUGGUGAUGGUGAUGGUGAUGGUGAUGAGAUCGGCCGGAUGUUGGUGGUGGCCGGGCGGGCGGCCGCGGACGUGGAGUCCGUGCGUCGGGCGCUUGUCGUCGCCGAAGAGAAGAUGGUCGGCAUGCAGGCCGAGGUUGACGAGGCUGUCCAGGAGACAGACCGUCUUCGAGCGGAGAAUGCGGCGUUGGGAGAAUCCCUCUGCGAGGUUGCCGACGCCAUGUCCAAGAGCCUGCCGACGCGGGACCGGGUACCCUUGACGGAAACCGGUCCCGACAGCGUAUCCCCCGCCGCCACCAACUCUCCGCUAGAGACCCCCCACCACCGACUCCCCGGAGAAGAAGAAGAAGAAGAAGGAUUCGAGUCGGCGGGAGUCAGCAACGCUGCUGCCAUCGCGCGGGAAUCCCUGCCAGACGAUACGUCUACGACGGCGAAGACGGCGACGACGACCGCCGCUAGAGUGUCGGCGAACCUGGAGGCGGCUAGGGCCGACGCUCUCGCCCGAACGAACGCGUACCUGCGCGGUCUCCUCGACAACCUCGUCGUCGCCAAUGGCGGCGGCGACGGUGGCGGCGGAUUCUCCGCCGAACACAGCAACCCUGCCGCAACAAUACCGGAGCAAGAGGAGGAAGCAGGAGGGGGUUACGGCGGCGAUGGGGGAGCGGACGAGGGGGGUCACCUUCACGACUUCAACGGCUCGGUGGAGAACCCCCGCCGCCGCCGGGGAAACUCGCGGCGGUACUCCUCCCGCUUCGUUGGCGUGCAGCAGCAGCACGAAGCGGUGUCAGUUGCGCCGCUUCGUGGCGGGGACGGGGCGGAGGAGCGGUCCUCGCCUUCGCCUUCCUCUGGCCUCUCGCGGGCGUUACGCUCUCUGGUCGAUGCUCUCCAGGAGAGGGACGCCAGGGCUCAGCUGCUCGAGGACGAGGUGACCCGCGUGCGGCGGGGUGCGGUUGCCGCCGCCGAGGCUGCUUCGAUGAGAGCGGAGGUGGAGACCUUGAAAGCAUCCCUUGCGGCGACCGAAGCCGAACGCCUGGAGCUGGAAACCCUCUUGGAGGAUGCCUCACACGGGGCUGAAGCAGCUUCUCGAGACGCGAAGGCACAGGUGGAUGCGUUGAAGGCAGAGCUGGAAGCUUCCGGGAGAGAGGUGGCUGUCGCCAGCGAGGAGAGGCGCCAGAUCGAGGAGGCGUUCGCCGACGGGCAGGAAGGGUUGCUGGCUCUACGAGAGGCCCUUGGGCGUACCGGUGACGCAGCAAGGGGUCUGCUUGAGAGAGCGGAGGCGGUCACGGCGGACGCUGAAGCCGGAGAGGUGGAAACCCUCGAGGCCGAGCUUCGAUGCCUGGAACGCCGCGCUCCUCACAGCCGGAGAAGAGCACCAUCGACAGCCGCACACCACCGCCGCCGCUCCGCUUCCCCCCCCGGCCUCCCGCUGCCUGCUGGACGAGGACUACGCUCCGCGGUAGACCCUAGUUUCUCGUGGCCGCAACCGCGGAGCCCCUCCACGGACGGGCUCCGUGUUUCGUCUGUGGGUGGCGAAGAUUUCCGGUACAGCGGAAGUCGACGCUUGUGGGCUGUGCGCGGGGCGGGUGGCGCGCGGCAUGGGCAGGGCGACCUGGAUGUGGGUUCGGAUGGAGGAGGCCGGGGGGCGGGGGCGGCGGGGGUUGGGGCGGAGGCGGCGGCGAACGAGGCCGCAGCGGAGAUGGAAGAAGCGCUUCUCGACGUGGAGACGUUUGUUCUGCGACAGGGAAUCGCUAGGGCGGUGGACGUGAGACGCCGGGAGGCUGCGGAGUCCCGGCAAGAGGUUUCGGCUGCGGCGGAGGAGGAGGCGGAGGCGGAGGCGGAGGCGGCGACCGAACGAGCGCGGGAGGCUCGAUGGGAAGCUGAGAGGUCGUCGCUAGAGGCGCGCUUGGCCAAUCUGGAAGAGGAGGGGGCAAGCGUGAGGCGAGAAGCAGACGAGCAGGCGGCAGAAGUGGAGGCUCUCAAGAUUCAGCGAGAGAACCUCGUCCGGCGCGUGGCGUCGGCGGAAGCGGAAGCAGCGCUGGCCCGCGCGGUGGCUGAGCGCUCUUCCGCCUCCUCCCCCUCCUCCUCCGCCGCGCCCUCGCAACAACAACAGCAGCGGCAGCAAGGAAGCGGGGGCGAGGAUUCCAACGGCACCGCCGCCGUACCGCCGCCUUCCCCGUCUGCUCUCACCGCCGUCGCCGAUGCCGUCCCCUCCGACCACCACGCGGCCGCCCUCCUGGCCGCAACGCUCGCGGGCGCCCGGUCGGACCUGGGGUCGGCGCGCUCCGACCUGGGCCUCGCCCGCGAAGAGCUGGACGCCCUCCGGCAGCGGCUGUCGGAAGAGGAGGGCCACAGGCAAGAGCUGGAGCGACAGUUCCGUGUGGAACGGGAGCGGAGGGAAAGCGAGGCGGUGUCGGGGGCUAGGGCGGCGGCCGCGGCCGCGGCCGCGGGCAGGGACGAGGCGGAAGGCAGGCUCGACGUCGCCCAGCGGACAGUCACCGCCCUGGAGCAGAAGUCGGGUGGGCUCGAGCAAAAGCUCGGGUCACUGGAAGAAGAGGCCGCGGCCGCGCGGCGCGCUCUUGCGUUGGCGGAGCGUGAGCGGGAGAGGCUGCAGGGGCAGAGGAGGGGGCUAGGGGAGGAGCUAGCCUCGGAGCGGAGGGCGGUCGCGGCGGCAGAGAGGCGGGCGGACAGGCUGGAGGAGCGGCAGGGUGGACUGGAGAAGGAGCUGGAGGCGGCGGUGGUGCGGGCGAGGAGGGGGGAGGAGAGCGCGAGGGAGCUAGACGACCGCUUGCAGUUGGAGAGCCGGCGCAGACAGUCUGUGGACCGCGCGCUGCACGACGCGGAGGCCAAGCUCCGGGAGCUCAAUCGCCGAGACGAGACCACCGCCGCACCGGUCGACGAUCUCCGUCGCCUGGCGACAACAGCGGCUGCGGAGGAGAAUGACGCCGUUGUUGUGGAACUACGGGGACAGGUGUCGAGGGCCAGGGAGCGGGCGGAGAUCCUGGAGGAGCGCCUCGACGAGACGGCCAGGGUGAACCGCCGCCUGGAGAGGGAGGUGGCCGAGGCCGUGGAGCUAGGGGCCCGCGCGGAGGCCGAACUAGGAGCAGCUCUGGCGGGAGAGCGCCUGCGGCGGGACGGGGAGCUUACCGAGAUUAAGUCCGUGGUGGACGAGAUGAUGACCCUCGACCCUUCCGCGAGCGGAGGAGGAGUGGCCGGCAUCUCCGGAGAUCUGUUCAGCCCUCCCCGGGGCGGGCAGCGCGGCGGUGGCCUCGUCGUCGAUCGGAGGAGCAGCGGAAGGGGCAGCGGCGGUGCCGGGCACAGCGGCAACCUCGGGUACUACAACACCAGCUCCAGGACCCUGAGGGCAGAGGAAAGGUCGGCGAACGACACGGCAGCUUUUCCGUACCCCGGAGUCGUGGUCGAACCGGGGUGGAGGUCUGCCCUGACCACCACCACCAACGACGGCGCCGUGGCGGCGGCUACCGCCCGGCUGGCCGAGGCCUGGUCCCUCCUCGAGUCGUCGGAGGCUGCGAGGAGGCGUCUCUCCGAGGAAGUCAAGGCGUGGGCGAUCAGGACGGCUGGCCUGGAGGAGGCCCUCGCGGCAGCGGAGGCCACCGCGGAGGCGAGGGCGAGGGAGGCCAGGCUGCUGGCGGCUGGCUUGCAGGACGCGAGGGACGGGCUGGCCGUCGAGGAGGAAGCCCGCAGGGAGGCCGAGGGCCGCGCCGACGCGUUGAGGAACAUGCUUCAGGCGGGAGGCGGGAGCGGAGGUGGCGUGUCCCCCGCCGGUGGCGGCGGUGGCGGUGACGUUGCGAGGAACUUGGCUGGGCAGGUGAAGGCGUUGCGAUCUCGGGUGGAAGAGCUGCUGGAAAGAGCUAGGGACGCCGAGGUGCGCGAGGUACUCGAGAAGCGAGGACGCAAGGCCGCUCAGCGCGCCCUCCGGGAGCUAACCUCCGGCAACGGCAACCACGACAGCAGCGUUCACACCAGCGGCAUGGCCGCCGCCGCCGCCGCCGACACCACCACCAGCACCACCGCCUCCAGCCGUGGCCUCGGGGGCGGCGGCGGAAAGAGACGAGCGUUAAACCACCCGUACCGCAACAGCGCCUCCACGGCAGCUUCUUCUCGACGAACUCCUUUGGGAGGCGUGUCGGCCAACGAUGCCGUUGCCCCGGCUAGGUUCGCCGGCGGCGGCGCGGGAGUAGCGGGGUUGGCGAGCUCCGGGGGCGGUGAUGAUGCCGGGCGAGGGGCUAGAGCAGUAGCGGACCCCGGGCCCGGUGACCAGGGGGGAGACGGGGAAGGGGAUGCGGUUUGGUUGAGAGAGGCGGAGGCGCUGCUUUCCCAGGGACACCAGGAUUUGGGGUUUUAGCGAGUGUAAGUGUAAGCAAGUGCGGUAGUUGAUUUAUGAUAGGCAAUGGGCCUUAGGCAAUGCAGCUUGCCUCGGGCAACCGUUCUGGUCCUUAAGAGAUAUUCGGUGUCCUUUUCACGACGGUGUAGAGAGAGCGCAGACGAGAGUGUCUUACAUAAUCAUGAUUGUACUGGUAUUUGGUUUAGGAUGUGCACCGUUGUGGGGAGCGGGUAUUAGGACGACCUCAGGAUUGUGUUCGUUGUAUGGAUAACAAGUUUGGGAGCAGUGGCGUGGGGGGUGGAAACGUGUAUAUUGGCCAAGUCAAGUGGCAAGGGAUGUAGACAAGGUGUAUGCAUGUCAAGUAGCGAAGCGAUUCAUGUUCAUGAGAAAAGCAUUCUAGCCGCCAGCUAGGUGGGGACGAGAG